AUGUACGCUCCACCACCAGCUGCUGCUAAUCGUCGAGGUGGCUUAGCUGCCAGCGGCCCACUUUUGGCUAUAUGUUGCCUCGGCUUCAUUCUUUUUCUAAUUGCUGCAACAAUUGUUCUUGCAUUGAUACCUGUGUAUCUAUCAACAAGAGGCAGCAGCAGCUCAAGCGCAAACACCGCGAGUUACCAAUUACAAAUGACACCUUCAGCUGAUGCAAGAAAACGUUCUCUUGCAACGCUAGUCGAAGGCACAUUUGCUGAUAGUACACUCGCUCUUCUCAUACUUCUCAUAGAAUCAAAGUUGAAUUUAAAUCAUGGUUCAUGUCUCAUUCCGAGUUGUACAUCGGUAUUCACCAGCCGUAGACGACGUGGAUUUGGUCUUCUACGUGAACGUCGUGGUCUUUAUCCAAAUGUCUUUUGUCCAAUCAGCUUCAGUCGCAAGCAUUGUGACAAAUGUGGCAAUAAAGGAUUUCAAAAUAGCAUCAAACCUUUCACAGGAGAAAUUACUGAAGUUAUAAUCAUUGAUACUUUUGGUAGUACGAAAAAUUGCGGCGCGAUUAUAUACUCAAUUGUUAUCAACUUUAUCACUAGUUUCACUAAUCCAUCAGUUUCAACAUCAACCGCUGCAAAUACUGCAAAAGUUAUUGGUUAA
This is a messenger RNA of Adineta steineri, 651 nucleotides long. Lineage: Eukaryota; Metazoa; Rotifera; Eurotatoria; Adinetida; Adinetidae. The record is from the annotation of a GenBank genome assembly.